AUGACAACGGCGGCCGCUACAGUCGUCGUCGAGAUCGACGAACAGCUGCCGUGCCCGCGGCCUGGUCCGACCGCAGAGCGGCCGUCGUCGCGGCCCACGGAACGGGACGCGACCGGUUCUACCGACAUCACGGGGUCCUCUCGCGCGUCACCCCACGCCGACGACUGCGCAGACGGCGGCGGCGACUGGGUCGGGACCGGCCGUGAAGCCGACGGGCGCCCGGAGCUCUGUUACCGCGAGUACGCCGCGGGGGUCUCCAUAACAAGCCCCCCGGCGAGGACGGCGCCGGCGAAAGAGGACGAGGAGGCUGCUGGUUUUGUUGGCCCCGCUUCUGCGCUUGAGGUGUCGUCGAACGAGGCCUAUCCCUCGGCGCCGAGCGAGGCCACCCCCCCUGCCGGGAGUAGCAGCAGCAAGGGAGACGAGCCACCUGCGGCCGUGGCGAUCCAGAGAGCGUCCGAUUCGACGACGACGGCGGCGGCGGCGGCGGCGUCGCCGGCGCGCGUGGAGGCCGGCGGCACGGCGGACAAUACUUGCAAGAACGCGGAGGACCGAUCCGACGAUCUCGCCGCUGGGUCUCCACUAACGGCGGCGGCGGAGGUGCCGAGCGGCAUUGACUCGAUCGAGCCGUCCGGCUCGCAGGAGCAUUCCCGGCGCGUGGCCCCCGAGUCGAAGCCGACGUGGACGAGCCCGAAGUGCCUUGCCGAGAUAGGGGACGUAGCUCUCGGAACCACUCCGUGCAGAUCGCAGCACGUGCCGCCCGUCGUCACUCCGCCUCCGGACGACCAGCUCGGGAGGGCCUCUGCCUCUCAAGAUGCCGCUUCCGGCGGCAGCGACAGAGAUGACGCCAUCAGUGAUAAUAAUCGGGCUAACGCCGGCCGCUCCAGUGGCGGUGUUGAUGCCGCUGAUGGCGGCCGCAUGGGGGACGGCGGUAGCAACAAGCGUGGCGGCGGCGCCAACACGGUCAGCAGCCGCGGCCGCCACAAGAGGGCUAGAAUAGACAAGCAGCAAGGCAACCAUGCUGGUAGCGGCGAAUGUGGCGAGAGCACGGGCGGUGUCGCGGCGCCCUCCGGGGCGGUGUGCUCAUCGCCGCCAGCCAAUCGCCAACGCCACCCUGUCUUGGUCGACGCCUCCCCACUCUCCACCGCACCGACGGCGUCGCCGUCGCCUUGCGGUGGCAUGACCGCGGAGCCUUGCUUGGGACACGAUCAAGACGGCGGCGGCGGCCGGCCCUACCGCGAUGGCUCGUCACUCUCGCCCUAUACACCACCGCUGCCGCCCCCGCUGCCGCCGCAGCGGCAGGAGCAAGAACCGGAGAUCGAAUUCCCGGCAUCCCGGCUCCUGCCCGCGGCAGCCGCUGCUGCUGCCGUUCCGACGGUGCUCCCCACGGACAAGGCAGACGCCGCUCCUCCGGGUGCUGAGCCGACGGAGAUCGUCGCUGAAGAAGAGGAAGCAAAGGGCGAGCCCAUCAGUGCGUCGAGCGGCGAAGUCGAGGAAAACUGUCGCGCGGCUGCCUUACCUUCACCUGUGCGAGCUGCAGAAGCGGUAGCAGUUGCUCAACGGUCGACCAACGGAAAACACGGCGAGGCGAGAACGGUGGCUAGCGGGCGCGGCCGGUUACCCGCCCGGUUUGUUGGUAGCUCCGGUGCGUCGGCGGCGGCGAUAGCAGGGGGCUGUGGCGACGACACCAAGGGGCGGCACAAGAGGCUGAAACGGCCGUCUCGAAAAAUGCUGGAGGAGCCUUCGGCGGCACCUCUGGCGAAACCCGGGAGGCGGAUGGUACCGUCGCCGGCCAGGACGAGGUCGUCGUCGGUGGCAGCACCACCCGUGGCAACCGGUAAAGUCGCAACAGUUCGUGCGGAGACAGCGGAGGUGCGCUCCGACCGAGAAGAAUCAUCCGGCAGGGCCGGCAUGGCGAACGUGGACGUUCCAACACCCGCCUUUGUGGCUGUCAGCAGCUGGACCGGCUGGAUGGCGCCGCGGUCCCCGCGUCAGCCGCCCUUCUUGCCGUCACAGCAGCCGGCUGUUUCUUUAGGCAGAGGGGAAUCCAGGGACGCCGAGCAUGAGGCAGCGGUGGCGGCGCCUGCUGCUGGCGGGGUGUGCGGUUGGAUGGGGCUGUUGUCGAGUGGGUGGAAGGGUCUUCUGUCGAAGGCGGCAGGGAGAUCAGGAAGUUAAGACAGGCGGGGAGAGGCGAUAGGAUGAGCAUAUAUACACUAAUCACAAUCCGGGUAUCUACCAUGCGCGUCUCUCAUCCAGUGUCAUUCAGGUCGGUCACUGAUGUCUACCGAAAUCCCUCGCAUCGACGAAUUUCGGGGAUUCGCCGAUAGCAGGAUGGCACUAUGUAGAUACAUUCCGGUGAGGGGGGGCGCGAAGCGUGUGGCGAGAAUGGCUGGGUAGGGGUGUUUGUGGACGCUAGCUUUGUGAUAGAAGGAAGAUGUUCUGCUUCUUUGUCGGCGUCGGUCGAGCACGCAUCCUCGGAACGCGGAGCACUAUUCCAAGGACGGUUUGCCCCCCGCAGUGUCGAGAAGUAGAUGCGUCAAUUGCAUGGUGGCCGUCUUGUGAAGUGGUCGGAAUGAAAUGGCGGGACACAGCCGUGAACCCUUCUGUUGUGCCUUUGGCAGCCGACGGUGAUAGUGUGCCUGUUUUGCCUUGCAGGAAGAUACACUGUUACAGUACAGGUCGAAGUUUGUUUGGUGGGUGUAGUGUUUAGUUUGUGACUGACACCGUUUAAAUGGUUUAGUACUGGCUGACUAUAAGUUCACUUGCGGGGACAGGCUGUUUACCCAUCAUGCACGGCAAGGCGUAAGCCCUGCUGCCUGGGCGUGGUGGUAUCUGCGUUGACCUCGCAACGCAAUUUCCCACUCGCUGAAUCAAGCAUGCUGCCGCAUAGGAGGUCCGACUAUAGUCUCGGGGGAGUGAAAUUGGCGGAGUGCAAGUUUGUGUCUCAUGCGACGAGCUAGGAUAUAUCUGGGAAUAGUAACAAGUAUCGUGGAGUGAGUGAGGUGGUUGGUUUCACUUUGGGGGACCGGGGGGGUGUCAGAAAAGCAAUCAGCUAUUGGCAGGCAUACCUAGAACCUAAGUUUCAACAUACGUGUCGAGAAGGAGGGACUUGGAAACGCGGUAGCAAUGUGAAGAAUGGGCUUCCACCCUCUUACAUCAGGCCGGCGUGGACUGCACGUGAACUACCGCUUUUCUCUCGGCCCUGUGAUGAUGGCGGUGGUAGCAUUGCUUGCCGGAGGCGUAUGUAAGGGAAGAGUUCAAGCCAG
Ectocarpus siliculosus is the source of this 3263-nucleotide messenger RNA. The record is from the annotation of a GenBank genome assembly. NCBI's taxonomy places the organism in Eukaryota, Phaeophyceae, Ectocarpales, Ectocarpaceae.